AUGUAUGCAGGGUGAUCGAGCUGCUGGACCGGCUGCAGCGGACUGGUGAGCUGCCUCCUCCCAAACUGCAGGCCCUGCAGAGAGUCCUACAGAGCAAAUUCUGCGCUGCCAUCAGAGAGGUUUAUGAGCAGCUCUAUGACACUCUAGACAUUGUUGGAGGACCAGAGGUGCGAGCCCAGGCAACAGCCAAGGCCACAGUGGCAGCCUUUGCAGCCAGUGAGGGGCACGCCCACCCAAGGGUGGUAGAACUGCCCAAGACAGAAGAGGGACUGGGCUUUAACAUCAUGGGUGGAAAAGAGCAAAACUCUCCCAUCUAUAUCUCAAGAGUCAUCCCUGGAGGAGUGGCUGACCGCCAAGGUGGGCUGAAGAGAGGAGACCAGCUACUUUCUGUCAAUGGUGUGAGUGUUGAAGGUGAGCACCAUGAAAAGGCUGUUGAGCUGCUGAAGGCUGCACAGGGAUCAGUCAAGUUGGUGGUCCGCUACACCCCGAAGGUGCUGGAGGAAAUGGAGGCUCGCUUUGAGAAGAUAAGGAGCGCCCGGAGACGACAGCAGCACACCAGCUACUCGUUAGUCUGCAGUCAGCAUGUUUAUCUCUAGAAUCCAGAGGCUAACCGGCCCAACGCCUUCAUCUGAUUUAUCAUCCAGACCUCCCGAUUCUUCUGCUCCAGCAGGAAGAAAGACCAUGGAUGGAAGCAAAGAAGUAGUCAA
Messenger RNA from Haplochromis burtoni (Burton's mouthbrooder), 707 nucleotides. RefSeq names its product lin-7 homolog B (C. elegans) (gene lin7b). Gene Ontology annotation, cellular component: synapse; cell-cell junction; MPP7-DLG1-LIN7 complex. Lineage: Eukaryota; Metazoa; Chordata; Actinopteri; Cichliformes; Cichlidae. Gene Ontology annotation, molecular function: L27 domain binding. Gene Ontology annotation, biological process: neurotransmitter secretion; protein localization to basolateral plasma membrane; maintenance of epithelial cell apical/basal polarity. The record is from RefSeq and is a predicted model, not a curated record.